Carya illinoinensis is the source of this 938-nucleotide messenger RNA. RefSeq names its product 30S ribosomal protein S6 alpha, chloroplastic. The record is from RefSeq and is a predicted model, not a curated record. Gene Ontology annotation, biological process: translation. Gene Ontology annotation, molecular function: small ribosomal subunit rRNA binding; structural constituent of ribosome. The transcript has 2 exons. Gene Ontology annotation, cellular component: ribosome. NCBI's taxonomy places the organism in Eukaryota, Viridiplantae, Streptophyta, Magnoliopsida, Fagales, Juglandaceae. The coding region runs from base 106 to 765 and encodes 219 amino acids.
CUCCCUUAUCUAUUAGCCCCCCAUCCGGUUAGCGCAGACACAGUAUCCCAGACUCCAAGACGCAACCCCUUCCGGGUUCCAAAACGGAGCUCAACCUCAGUGCCAAUGGCGUCCUCCGCCCUCACUUCCACGCUCAUCCCUCCUCAAUGUCCCUCCAAUCCUCCAUUUUUACAAUCUCCUCUUGGCCAAUUUCCAUGUCCUCCCGCCGUCUCAUUCUCCCACAGCGUCGGCCUCAGGGCCUGCCCUUCCAUCAAACCCAAAUCACCUUUCUUUUGCCGGAUCAGAAGAGACGUCGGUUUCUGUGUCAAGGCCCAAACCUUGGACUUUUCUGGUUCGUUCUUCGAAGGCGGGUUCGGGUCCGAUGAAGACCCGCCAUCCCCGCCAGGUCCGGUGAUUACGGAUGUCGAGGAAAAGGAGGCGCCUCAGUGCCCACCGGGCCUCCGUCAAUACGAGACCAUGGUGGUCCUCAGGCCCGACAUGUCCGAGGAUGAAAGACUCGCACUCACCCAGAAGUACGAGGAGUUGCUUGUUGCUGGGGGUGGCAUGUAUGUGGAGGUAUUCAACAGAGGGGUCAUUCCACUGGCCUAUAGCAUUCAGAAGAAAAACAAAGCUGGGGAGACUAAUACUUACUUGGAUGGUAUCUAUCUUCUCUUCACCUACUUCACAAAACCCGAGUCCCUGGCAAUUCUUGAGCAGACACUAAAACGAGAUGAUGAAGUUAUCCGAUCAAUGAGUUUCAAGAUAAGGAAGAGGAAAUUGGUUUAAUUUGAAUUGUUUGUUUUGGAUUUCAGAGGAAGAUUGUUAGGAAAGAAAAACUUGUAUGCACGAUGUAAUCUCAUUGGCCAUGCAUCUCACCUUCUGUUCCUUCUCCUUGAGAUUUUUAAUUUCUGUAAUAUAGUUGGAUUAAUGGCAAUAGAAAAUCUAUGCAGGUGCUAGAA